Messenger RNA from Diuraphis noxia (Russian wheat aphid), 3327 nucleotides. Its product is annotated as solute carrier family 30 member 7. Gene Ontology annotation, cellular component: membrane; Golgi apparatus; cytoplasmic vesicle. Gene Ontology annotation, biological process: zinc ion import into Golgi lumen; intracellular zinc ion homeostasis. The record is from RefSeq and is a predicted model, not a curated record. Gene Ontology annotation, molecular function: zinc ion transmembrane transporter activity. Lineage: Eukaryota; Metazoa; Arthropoda; Insecta; Hemiptera; Aphididae.
AGCACGGUUUAAGAUUUUAAACCGUGGCCCAAAGCGAUGUUUCCCGGCUCACUUGGCCGCCGCGAAAUUCCUACCACCUACAAGUUACAACCAAUCGCGCCCCUCAUCGCUCAGUUAUCACUACACUUGCCGCUGAUAACAGACGUGGUGAUAAGCGAACAAUCACACCGCUUAUCGCUAAUGCUCGACUGCCGCUUGCGCCGAGUCCACGUAUACACACGGCGCGCGUGGGGCUACAAUAUUCGCGACGUUCUUGUCUUCUAUUCACAACAACGCAAGAUAAGUAAGCCGCCAUCACUUGAAGUGGUGACGUUUAGUUUCUCGUGUUKUGUUUUUUAUUGGAUCGGGUGCGGGGAGUACUAACUCGCCGGCCGGCUGUCACUGUUUAUACGCCCUCGUUUUCGUCGACCGCCUUCUCUCCGUCUUAUUCUCUUCUCUAAUGCACAUUUUCGUUUUWCAUUUUGCACUCCUGACCGCCCUGCCAAAGUCUGAGCACCAGCAGCAGUGAUGAGUACCUUGAAGGUCUUCGCUGGAACCACAAUGAUCACACCAAUCGUCACUACAGCGACAACCGUCAAAUAGUCGCAACUGUACUUCAUAUUCUACCACAUUACCUCUACUUAUGUGCAGAUUGUAAAGAAAUUUGGAAACUUCACUUCAUUUAUCGUGGAUAACUUCUUUUGGAACAACAAUACUCCAUAGUUGGGAUUUUAACACUACAUCACUGCUUCUUCUAUUGUUAAAAUCUCAAUCCAAUAUUAUUAUUGCACACUGUCAAUAGUCAAUACAAAAGCAUCAAAAGACAUAACUCGACCACCAAUAUCGUGACUACCUACAUCAAAAUAUAAAGAUUAUAGCUUGUAUAUAAUGAUUCCACUAUCAUCUUCCACAUCGCAGAGGAAAUCAAGCGUGGCAGCUAAAAUGACAAGUGGCAGCUCCGCGGGUAUGCCUUCACCAACCAACCUCUUGACGAAGCUCAAAGGAGCUGUGCGUUCAGUUGUAUCGGACUCGAAUGCCCGMAACUUGAUGGGCUUCCUGGUUCUAAACUUUGUGUUUGCUUUCGUGGAACUCGCAUAUGGCAUGUGGACAAAUAGUUUGGGCCUGAUAUCAGACUCGUUUCACAUGUUCUUUGAUUGUACCGGCCUAAUAGCCGGGCUGGCUGCUCAAGUUGUCAGUCGGUGGCCAGCUGAUGAUUCGUUCGCCUAUGGUUAUAAACGCGCUGAAGUCCUGGCCGGAUUCGUCAACGCACUGUUCUUGUUGUUCAUAGCAUUUUUCAUWCUGACGGAAGCUGUGGAACGGGCCAUUGAACCACCCGAGGUGCACCACGACCGCCUUUUCGUUGUCAGCGUUCUAGGACUGCUCGUCAACCUGGUCGGUAUAUAUGUGUUCCAGCACGGUGGUAGCCACGGGCACAGCCAUGGUGGUCACGGUCAUAGUCAUGGUGGUGGUCAUGGGCACAGUCAUGAAGACGGCCACGGACACAGCCACGAUGGCGGUAAUCACACGCACGAAGACGACCUCUACAACCAGCACAACCAAGUGUCCAUAUCGAUGGGUGGCAGUGGCGGUCACCAACAGAACAAUGUGUCAGUGCCAACAGUCAGUACCGGUCAGAACCAUCUAAUGAAAGGUGUGCUACUACAUAUCUUGGCUGACACGCUGGGCAGCGUAGGGGUGGUGAUCUCAGCGCUAUUAAUGCGAGCUUUCGGGUGGAUGCGCGCAGACCCCGUUUGCUCAAUAUUUAUAGCCGUGCUCGUGGCAGCUUCUGUGUGGGGCCUACUUCGCGACUCAGCCCGCGUCCUUAUGAUGCGCACGCCCGUCGAGCUAGAUGAUGAGCGACGCGUGCUGGAUGCAUGCUACUCCCGACUUCAUCGGUACCAUCCUGCCGUCAUGGGCAUCCAGGAACCGCGGUUUUGGACGUUGUGCGCAGACACCUAUGCAGGCAGCAUCAAGAUCGAAGUGCGGUCUGGACUCACCGGGGUCGGAGGUGGUAAUUCUGGCAACAAUGAUUAYGCCGCGUCCUUGUCGCCAAUACAAUUGGCUAGCCAAUCUAGCCUCCAGCCCGCGGACGCUGCCCGACUAUUGCACGACCGCGACCAAUUCGCCAACAGUCUGGUUCGAUAUGCGCAACAGGUGUUUGGCGCUGUCGGUGUCCGAAACUUGUAUGUGCAGAUCGACUACGCGGGUGAUGAUUCGAUGCACAAUCAUCCACAUCACCACGUCAACGAUGUGCAGCGGCAAAACAACUAUGCAGCAGUCGGCAGCUUGCUUGAUCAACCGCAACAGCAAUUCCAGACAUACAAUCAAACUGUCUAUCAACAACAACAGCCACAGCAGCAGCAGCAGCAACAGCAACAGCAACAGUACACCAAUCCACUACUAAUGAUGUAAUAUGAUAAACGGUAGCACCUCAUAUUGCCACCAUCCGCACGAAUCCAAAAGAUUAUGGCUACCUCCAAUCUCCGAAAACUAUGCUGGUAGUUUCAAUGGCAACGUUAACAAAUAAAAAUCCUUUCCAUUUUAAUUAUACUACUAUUUUUACUUUAUUUAUGAUUCCCAUUUUAUAUCAUUCAUAUAAACGUGUGACAUAAAUUAUUGUAUCAAAAAUAAACAAGUUAUUUUAUUUGUACAUUAUACAUAAGAAUUUGUAUUUGUAUAUUGAUUAUUAUUGCAUUGUUACAUAUUUUGUUGUUUCUACACAAUUAUGAAGUAAACAAUUAGGAAAACUGUCAACUUUGCAAUGAAACAAGAAAACAGUUUAACAGUGCGAAGACUACUAUUUUAAAUAAUACAUAUUAUAUUAAUAUAUUUAAAAAUGUUUGAUAUUGUCAUUAUAUUCUCGUUUUUAUUGGUAUAAAUGUUGUUAAUGUCAAUUAAAAAUUGUAUCAAUUGAAUGAUUUUUUUUGUGUGCUAGGAAAUAAGUCUAAAUUUGGUUUGUUAAUAACAGUACCUAUUACCUUUUACCUAUAUAAAAUAUUUAUUUGAAAAACUAUUAUUUAUAAAUUAUAAUUGUGGAUUGGAACUUAAUCCUUUAAAAAGUACCAAUUACUUAAUAUGCAUGCUUAAAAAAAUACAUAUACCUUUGCAUUUUUUAAAUAGUUAAGAAUUAAAGCUUUAAGUUAAUAUUAUUAGGCCAAUUAAAUUAAUUUGGUGGACUUAUAUACUUAUGUCAUAUAAGUGGCGUAUUUAGGGGAGUUAGGAGUUCAAACCCUCCCUCCCUCCGAAACGUAUGGUUGUUUGGGGCAUAAGUUAUGCCGCAUAACUAUUGAUUAGAAUUUAAGAGGGAGUGUUGAAAUGUUUAUUUUUUUGUAUCCCCYCCUCCCAAAA